Messenger RNA from Oreochromis niloticus (Nile tilapia), 1142 nucleotides. Its product is annotated as nuclear factor 7, brain-like. The record is from RefSeq and is a predicted model, not a curated record. Gene Ontology annotation, molecular function: metal ion binding. The transcript is spliced from 3 exons. NCBI's taxonomy places the organism in Eukaryota, Metazoa, Chordata, Actinopteri, Cichliformes, Cichlidae. The coding region runs from base 111 to 767 and encodes 218 amino acids.
GAGCAGCUCUACACAAGAAAAUAGCAGGAGCUACUUGGAGCCUGAAAGACAAAGCCCACAGCUCUACGUUUCAUUGGCACUUUGCACUGCAUACGAGAGAGAAUCCAACAAUGCGCGACCUGGAGAAUACUUUGGACAAGCUGGUACAGAUUAAUGAGAAAGAUGCUCUGGAAGCUACAAUACAAGAUUGGGCUCAAGUGCUGACUCCCAAAGAUCCAAAUGAUGAAGCUCUAGAUUUUCAAGUUCCAGAUUUUGAAGAUUCAGACUUUGAAGAUCAAGUCGAUGAAGAGCCUUUUGACGUCACAAAGAGAGAUGAAGAGUCCAAGAGUGGUUUAAGCUGGAGUGAUGAAGCAUUCAUGGAGGAUUGCUGUCCACUUUGUUCACAUGUUUGCACUGAGCCUGCAGUGCUGCAGUGUGGCCACAGCUUCUGUAACGGCUGUGUGCAAGAAUGUGAGAAGUGGAAAAAGUCUUUUAAAUGUUCACUCUGUAACAAAGUCAACAACAACCCAGAGCCUCCAGUUAAUGUUGCCAUGAUGAGUUUGAGUGAAAGCGACAGAGUUGAUCCAUCAGGAGGACAAAGAAAUGUGCAGCCCCUGAAGUUGUCGACUCCUUCAUCUCCAGAGCUUCCACUGUCUGAAGAUCUGACUGAGGAGACUUCAGUGUUUGGCAAACAUAAAGAAAAUGUUCCCCGUGUGCUCAUUAUUAAAUGUGUUGAAACGUUAGUUGUAACGACUGUUGUCACAUUUGGUGAAGCUGAUGAAGACUAAAACCUUUUCAAGUUCAGUUAACUACAAUAUGAUAACCUUGAUGAGAUAUGAGGGUUAAAUGAGCCUGUGCUCCUUCAUGACCCUCUCAAACAUUUAUUUAUUCGCUAUCUUCAUGUAGUGCAUACUGAGCCAUGAGAGAGUAACACUUUUCAGGACUCUUUUCGGACCAAGUCCAUUGCACUACUUUCAAACACUUUGUUCUCCAAUGUUUGCCUUUCUCUUAUUUUUGCAUAUAUUUCUCUCCAUUGUACAUAUUUCUCCUGUUUGUUAUUUAUUCCUGUUCCUACUAUUUAUAUUCUAUUCUGACAUAGUUGGUGUGGAGCACCCGAAAUAUGUUGUAUAUGUAUGAUGACAAUAAAGGGCUAUUCUAUUCUA